GACAGUGAAAACAAUUUGAAAACAAACUGUUUAAAGGAAGUUGCUGUCAACACAGGUUUAAUUAUGUCAGUUUAAAGGAAUGAUACUUUUGGAAUUUUGCUGCAGGCUGGUCUGAGAUCUGCAGAGGAGGAUGUUUUGUCUCAGGCUGACCCUGUGGCUUCAGCCUGGGAAACAGGUUUUCUCCGUCUCAUGGCAGAGUGUCCAUAAACUUGCCUCGCUUCAUAAAGCCACAGCGCUUCCCCAAAAGAAAGUCCAAAACUUACUCUACCCCUUUAGCGCACUGGAGGCUUACCUGGACAGGUCUGUGGACAGGUCACAGUUCCAGCUCUUUCAUCCCAGUUUGGAGGACAUGGUUAAAGCAGAGAAGCUCUUCUGCUCUUCUCCGUCUCAUAAGAUUGAUUACUACAUCUCUGCAGAGAGGAUGGACCAUGUACCGGCAAUGAAACCCCCCGAGGUGUGUUUCAUCGGCAGGAGCAACGUGGGCAAGUCGUCUCUCAUCAAAGGUCUGUUCUCCCUCACUCCUGAGCUAGAAGUCCGAGUCUCCAAAACUCCAGGUCACACAAAGAAGAUGAACUUCUUUAGAGUGGGCAAAGCUUUCACCAUCGUUGACAUGCCAGGCUACGGACACAGAGCACCCAAAGACUUUGUGGACAUGGUGGAGCCGUAUCUCCACACGAGGAAGAAUCUGGUUCGGACGUUCCUGUUGGUCGAUGGUAGCGUUGGUCUUCAGAAGGCCGACAUGAUCGCCCUGGAGAUGUGUGAGGAGAUCAGACGUCCAUAUGUGAUGGUGGUGACUAAGAUUGACAAAUGUGGCUACGGAACACUGCUGACAAACCUUUUGGAUCUUCAGGAUGUGGUCAAAACACAAACCACAAGCUGCUUCCCCCAGCCCAUACUGGUCAGCUCCCUCCAGUUCUGGGGGAUCUACCUCCUGAGAUGCUUCAUUGCUCAUGUAACAGGGAGCAUCAGGUUAACGGACACCUCUCAGAGCUGACCAGAGGACAGCUUAGGCUCACUGGCUGGAUCCAUGCACAUCCACAAUGCUUCAGAGGCUUUUAUUUUCUAAUAAAAAUGGAAAACACUC
Molecule: messenger RNA, 1084 nt
Organism: Anoplopoma fimbria (sablefish)
Lineage: Eukaryota; Metazoa; Chordata; Actinopteri; Perciformes; Anoplopomatidae
Gene: gtpbp8
Product: GTP binding protein 8 (putative)
Exons: 8
Coding region: 131-994 (287 amino acids)
Cellular component (GO): mitochondrion
Molecular function (GO): GTP binding
Source: RefSeq, a predicted model, not a curated record